CAUUAACACAAGAGAGACAUGCUCAGAAAUGCUACUGGUCACCUCGGGGUCAGUUACAUGUGAGCUUUACUUGUCCACAUGUGCGUGGACUUCAUGCACCUGAAAGGGAUGGUGGCUCUCAAGAUGAAGAUGUUCAGCAAGUCGUCGCAACUCCUCUGAGGAUCCUUUUGUAAAAAAAAAAAAAAAAACAUAAGGGAGUGAUUUGGGAUACAUCCCCAAUUUAGGGAGCAGCAGCCUGCAGAAAGACCAACGAAAAGGAGCAAACGUGAGAUAUCAGCAGAGGAGAGGAGAAAUGAUUAUUGACGGGCAGCAGACGGACGCCUCUGUGCAGGACCCCAGAGGCCCCCAGUGGACCAGCAGCCGUGGGGUGGACUGGUGCCCACCACUUGUGCUCAACCUGGCCCUGGCACUACAGCAUGUGUUGGUGCAGUGCUCGUUGCUGGUGCUGACGGUGGGGAUGCUCCAGUGUGGUCUCCAGUGGACGGAGGCCCGGCGGGGUCAUCACCUGGCCUCCCUGCUCUUCUCCUCGGCCCUCGCCACGCUCCUGCACACCUGCACGGGCUCCCGCUUGCCACUGGUGCAGGCUCCGUCUCUGGAGAUGCUGGUGCCUGCUCUGGUCCUGCUCUCUGCUAAGACAGGGAGUGAAGAGGACUGCAGGGGGCAGUAUAGCGAGGCAGAGGGGUGUGACGCCCAGAGCAGUGCAGAGAGAGAGCUCCAGGGCAUGGUGGUGGUGUGUGGGCUGCUGCAGGUGUGUGUGGGUGUGUGUGGUCUGGGCGGAGUGUGUUUGCGGCGCUGUGGGCCGCUGGUGCUGGCUCCGGUGCUGUGUGUGCUCGGACUGUCCGUCUACAGGGAGGCCGCGCUGCUGUGCUCGGACCACUGGGGAUUCGCCUCUCUGGCAGUGUUCCUCAUGGUGGUUCUCUCUCAGCAUCUGCGUUCCUUCACAUUCUCUGGCCUUCCUGACUUUGCACAGUUAUUCUGUAGCAUGUUGUCUGUGCUGCUCCCCGUGCUGGUUGUGUGGGGUGUGUGUGCUCUGCUGGAGUUCUCGGGGCAUUUGCAACUUCACACACUCUCUGACCUGUUGCCUGACCCGGGAGUCCAAAACGAGACCGUUCCACUCCUGCUCAACGACACACAGACACACACAAUUCUGUCCUCAGGACCGUCUCUCACACACUCCGGACCACCUCCCUGGAUCAGCCUCCCACACACAGGUGUAUGGCGCCCCCUGCUGUCUGGGCGUGCUGCUGCAGCUGGCGUGGCGGCGGCGCUGGGCUCCUGCUGCAGCUCCAUGGCCGUGUACUGCCUGAGCUCUCGGCUCCUGGGGGCCCCUCAGCCCCCCGCGCACGCCUGCAACCGCGGCCUCCUCUCCGAGGGCCUCGCCUCCCUGACCGCCGCACUGCUCGGGUCACCACUAGGGGUCGCCAGCAGCACCGCCAACGCCUGCACCCUCGAGCUGAGCCAGUGUGGCUCCAGGAGGACGGUGCAGCUGGCGGCCAUCUUGGGACUGCUGUUGAGUCUCUCCCCUAGAAUAACAGUCCUCCUGUCCUCUGUCCCACUGGUCAUUUAUGGUGCUAUCCUGUGUGUGACCUAUGCUGUCGCCACAGCAACAGGGGUGACAUAUUUCCAGUACGGGCACAUGGACUCUGGGCGUAACAUUUUCAACAUCGGGUUCACCACUUUUAUGGCCCUGGUUCUACCACGCUGGUUCCGUCUACAACCCGAUGUUCUGUCUACAGGGAAGUCGAGUGCUGAUGUGUUCCUGCUGUCUGUGCUCACCUUGCCCAUGUUGCUGAUCUUCCUCAUGGCGUUCGUCCUGGAGAACUCUGUCUCUGGUAGUCUAGAGGAGAGAGGCCUGACCAGGGUAGAGGGGAAGAGGGGGAGACCUGUGCUAGUCCUCGCCGACGGGAGACAGGACCCCUCCGAGAAGAGUGACGCCACCUAUGAACCUCCCUAUGCGGUCAGGAGACUGCUGGAGCUGCCAUACCUGAGGGUCGUCCCUUUCUAUGCCUGCAGGCCCCCAGAGAGACAGGAAGUGCCUACAACCACACAGGAAAUGACUAAUUUACUGGAUGUGUGA
Molecule: messenger RNA, 2077 nt
Organism: Sardina pilchardus (European sardine)
Lineage: Eukaryota; Metazoa; Chordata; Actinopteri; Clupeiformes; Clupeidae
Gene: slc23a3
Product: solute carrier family 23 member 3
Exons: 12
Coding region: 293-2077 (594 amino acids)
Biological process (GO): transmembrane transport
Cellular component (GO): membrane
Molecular function (GO): transmembrane transporter activity
Source: RefSeq, a predicted model, not a curated record